AUGGCCGGGCCGGGGCUGCCGGGGCUGGCGCUGGUGCUCGCGGUGCUGCUGCCGCUGCCGCCGCCGCCGGGGCUGCCGCUCCCGCCGGAGAACGCUGCCCCGUCCCUCUGCCCCCCGGACCAGUUCCAGUGCGCGCCCGGCGAGCGCUGCUUCGCCCGGGACUGGCUCUGCGACGGCCACCCCGACUGCGAGGACGAGGAGGACGAGCAGGACUGCGGGACCGCGACCCCGGCGGAGCCGAGUCCCGGCGGCCCCGCGCUGACCUCGCCCUGGAGCUCGGCGGGGCCGCCCGCCGGCAGCGCAGAGGCUUCAGCUACUCCUGAGCCUGGGGUCUCUGUGCCAUCGAGGAGUCAAGGUUACACGUGGAUCUUGAUUGUUGCAGGGCUCCUGAGCAUCCUGGUAGCUGCGAGUUCUGUUGCUGUGUGGGGCCUGUUCAAAGCAAAAAGCCGAUCUAACACUGUCAAUCUCGAAAAAGCAUCCAGGGAACAGCUUAUGUCUGACAAGAGCCAGACAGGCUCCUUUCCCUGAAGGGGAUCUUUAUACUGAGGUGACGAGGUGGGACUGGCCUGGUCUCUCUCGUGCUCACCACACAGCCUGACUGAAUUGGACAUCAGCUCAAAUCUGGGUUGUUACACUGAAUACCAAGAGGAUGCUCCCUUUGGAAAUAGGUCUUAGACUGUGGGACUACUUUGGCUCUGGAAAUAGCACAGGAUCUUCCCUGGCACUGUGAAAUCAGCCCCCACAAAGGUGGUAGGAAUGUCUUCGUUGUUCUGAGCUCCAGUUGUUAAUGCUGAUUCCCACCAGCGUGGCCUUGGACACAAAGAUGUUUUUCUCUGUGAAAUGCCAGGUGCUGUUCACUGGUUCCCUCCACUCCCAGCCAAAAGCCUUUUUUCACCUGCUCCAUUCUUCCCCCUGGAUUUUGUCAGGGAAUAGGGGCUUCCUAACCCAUUUCCAUAGGAGCUCACUGACUCUGCACAGGCCAGACAAAUAUUCCAUGUUUGCACUAGUGUUUGAUGCUGCUCAGUUCCACAAUAGGUGGCUUUUACUGACGGUUCCACCAUGGGAUGACAGUUAAAAUCUUUCUGUUUGCUCUCGCUUUGCUGUGCUGUCACCUGGACCAGUGUGGGGCCAGGAGCUCCUUGGCCCCCAGGCAGGCAGCUCCUCACACACUCCCUCACACAAACAUCUCCACUCUUUACUGACCUGCUCUGCCCACCCCGGUGCUGAACGCUGGCUGUGGCUCCUCUAACACUGUUAAUGGUGCCUUCCUUAAAACUGUUCUGACAUGAGUGGUGUCUCUUGGGGGUCUGUACUGGGGCCAGUGCUAGUCCAUGUCUUCAUCAGUGGUGUGUAGAGUGGGAUCAAGGGGACCCUCAGCUAGUGUGAGGAUGAGACCAGGCUGCAGGGUGCAGCUGGGAGAGGGGUUUGUCAUCCAGAGAGACCCUCAGGCCCAUGGGAACUUCAUGAAGGUCGAUAAGGUCAAGUGCAAGGUCCUGCACCUUCAUCAGGGCAACUGCUGGAGAAGAGACAGCUCCCUGAGACUGUGCUGUGUCUUGUCCAUGUCUAAAGGGGGGUUGUAAGAUAGAUGGAGAGAGGCUUUUCUCCAAGGUCUGUACUGACAGGACAGGGGGCAGCAGUUACAAACUGACAGAGGUUGGGUUUAGGUGGGAGAAGAGGAAGGAAGGUCUUAUGGUGAGGGUGGUGAGGCUCUGGCACAGGUUGCCCAGGGCAGCUGUGGCUGCCCCAUCCCUGGGGCCAAGUUGGACAGGGCUCUGAGCACCUUGGUCUAGUGAAGGUGUCCUUUGAAAUAAGCCAUGUGGAAUAAGCCAUGUCUUGGGUCAGACACUGUGUGUGGCACAUGGAGCUCCAGCCAAAGGGCUCAGUGCUGUGUGUCUUGGAACUGGCUGUGCAGGGGCAGAUUAGUGCCUGGUGCCCUUGGGCCACGUGCACCUUGCACAAAUGUUCACUGAGUGCACAAAGCUGCUGCCUUGGCUGCUGAACUCUGUGCCUUGAGGGUGGGAACUUGUCUUGCCAAGCAGACACCAGUCAUCAGCCUUGGAGCAGGGAUCUUCCACUCCUGGAUAGCGUGUGAGCGCUGCCAUACCCCAUGGGAGAAACUUCUAAAUGUGGUGUGGAGUCCUGAGUUAUUCCAGGGCUGCUAUUUUUAGUACCAAGGAGUCAUUUGCAAGGGCGCACAACCUUUCUGUUUCCAUAGGGACAGGUGGAAAUAGCUGUGGUAACUGACACAGGAGAAUAAAGAAUGUGAAACUAA
Neopelma chrysocephalum (saffron-crested tyrant-manakin) is the source of this 2272-nucleotide messenger RNA. RefSeq names its product CD320 molecule (gene CD320). Lineage: Eukaryota; Metazoa; Chordata; Aves; Passeriformes; Pipridae. The transcript has 5 exons. Gene Ontology annotation, molecular function: protein binding. Bases 1 to 528 code for a protein of 175 amino acids. The record is from RefSeq and is a predicted model, not a curated record.